GUGGUUUCUCCCUCCUCCCCGCAGCGGGUGCUUGAUGGUCUCGCCUCUCCGCGUCUCACUGUGCUGUGGCGCUCGAGCAGCUGCCACUGUGGGUAAGUCAGUGGCACCAGCGGGAAGUGCUGGACGAGCCCACUGCGCGGCCGCCGUGGGGGGAAGCGCGGGUUCCCAAUUCAACCUCCUAAGUGAAGGUUUUCGUCCCAGGGGAGGAGGCGGCGCCCAGGAUUGGCCUUAGUCCUUACCUCGAGAACUGCGGAGUCAAGAUGAGCGAAGAAGAGAACCCAGCCAGCAAGCCCACGCCGGUGCAGGACGUGCAGGGCGACGGGCGCUGGAUGUCCCUGCACCAUCGAUUCGUGGCAGACAGUAAGGAUAAGGAACCUGAAGUCGUCUUUAUCGGGGACUCCUCAGUUCAGUUAAUGCACCAGUGCGAGAUCUGGCGGGAGCUCUUCUCUCCUCUGCAUGCCCUUAACUUUGGCAUUGGUGGUGACAGCACACAGCAUGUACUGUGGCGGCUGGAGAAUGGAGAGCUGGAACAUAUCCGGCCCAAAAUUGUGGUGGUCUGGGUGGGCACCAACAACCAUGGACACACAGCAGAGCAGGUGGCUGGUGGCAUCAAGGCCAUUGUGGAACUGGUGAACAAGCGGCAGCCUCAGGCCCGGGUCGUGGUGUUGGGCCUGCUUCCAAGGGGCCAGCAUCCUAACUCACUUCGGGAGAAGAACCAACAGGUCAAUGAGCUAAUUCGGGCAGCAUUGGCUGGCCACCCUCGGGCACACUUCCUGGACGCUGACCCUGGCUUCGUACACUCAGAUGGCACCAUAAGCCACCAUGAUAUGUAUGAUUACCUGCAUCUGAGCCGCCUGGGCUACACACCUGUCUGCCGGUCCCUGCACUCCCUGCUUCUGCGUCUGCUGGCCCAAGACCAGGGCCAAGGUGUUUCCCUUCCAGAGCCCACACCCUAAGCAUUUUACCUUCCUACAUUAAAUUCUCCUUCCACAG
This is a messenger RNA of Nycticebus coucang (slow loris), 993 nucleotides long. It is a transcript of the gene PAFAH1B3, whose product is annotated as platelet activating factor acetylhydrolase 1b catalytic subunit 3. The record is from RefSeq and is a predicted model, not a curated record. Lineage: Eukaryota; Metazoa; Chordata; Mammalia; Primates; Lorisidae. The coding region runs from base 261 to 956 and encodes 231 amino acids. The transcript has 6 exons.